AUGAGGAUACGUUCUGGAGCCAGAGAAGGGCAUAACUUUCGAGACUACUUGUCUCAAGACGGACUUUGUAAUACUCCGGUGAAGUUGCGCAAGCCAGCUAGUGGUAACGAAGUAACUAAGCAACGAUUUCAAGUGUAUGGCCACACCAAAUUCGCCAAAGGAGGUGGCGAGCGACCGAAAUCGACGCUGGAGUUUCAAGAACUGGAAUGUUGUCUAGAGAGGACGCACCUACUUCUAUUAUCUGCGGACAUGCAGAUAGGACAGCUAAUAGUAACAGUGAAGUACAGGAAGAUUAAAAUCACCAUUUACGGUACUAACGUCGUUUACGUGCAGUCCGUGGCAAAGCUAGUCGUACAGCAGUACUGCACCGCGCUGUAUUUGGUCAGGAAAGUGAAGAUGGAAAACAAACAAAUUCGAACGAUGAUAUUGUAUGAGUAUAAACUGGGACGAAAAGCUGCAGAAACUGCUCCCAAUAUUAAUCAGGCAUUUGGCCAAGGAACUGUGACUGAGCGUACGGCUCAACAUUGAUUUCAGAAGUUUCGUAAUGGUGACGAAAGUCUUGAAGACGCAGAGGGUCGCGGACGUCCUUCUCUGAUCGACAAUGACGAAUUAAAGGCCAUUAUCGAAUCAGAUCCACGUAAAACGUCUCGUGAGGUUGCAGAGGUACUAAAUGUUGACCAUUCAACAGUUAUUCGCCAUUUAUCAGGAAUCGGUAAAUGCAAAAAGCUUGAUAAGUGGGUACCGCAUGAGCUGAACGAAAGCCAGAGGUUUCGUCGGUUUGAGAUUUGCUCUGCUCUGCUGUUACGGAACACAAACGAUCCGUUUCUUGAUCGGAUCAUAACAUGCGAUGAAAAAUGGAUUUUAUAUGAUAAUCGACGUCGUUCUGCUCAGUGGCUAGAUCAAAAUGAAAGACCAAAACAUUUUCCGAAGCCAGAACUUCAUCGAAAAAAGGUUAUGGUCACUUGGUGGUCCAGAAGAGGGAUUAUCCACUAUAAUUUUCUCAAACCUGGUGAAACUGUUACAUCAGUGAAAUACAGCCACGAAAUCGACAAAAUGCAUAAAAAGUUGAAAGAUUUAUGUCCAAUACUCGUCAAUCGAAACGGACCUAUCCUAUUGCAUGACAACGCCCGACCACAUGUUUCACGAAUCACCGUACAGAAACUCAAUGAACUAGGAUACGAAACCUUGCCUCAUCCACCGUAUUCGCCGGACAUUUCUCCGACGGAUUAUCAUUUAUUCAAACAUCUGGAAAUCUUUCUGUGUGAGAAGAACUUCAAAGCUCAAGCAGCAGCCGAAAACGCAGUUGAAGAGUUCAUCGCCUCUAGAACACCAGAAUUCUAUAAUACUUGAAUAAACAAACUUGUACUACGUUGGCAGAAAUGUAUAGAAUCGAAUGGUUCCUAUUUUGAUUAA
This is a messenger RNA of Dufourea novaeangliae, 1413 nucleotides long. RefSeq names its product histone-lysine N-methyltransferase SETMAR-like. Lineage: Eukaryota; Metazoa; Arthropoda; Insecta; Hymenoptera; Halictidae. Gene Ontology annotation, molecular function: nucleic acid binding. The record is from RefSeq and is a predicted model, not a curated record. The transcript is spliced from 4 exons.